GAUAUAACCGAUGAGAACAGAAGGAUCCCUUGCAGGGGAUUUAACUCAAAUGGUAGAGCGCUCUCUUAGCAUGUGAGACAUAGUGGGGUCAAUGCCUGCAUACUCUAAACAGUCUUCAUGUAUUUUUUACCAAUGCAUUAUGGAGAGAAAUACAAAGUGUGCCAAAGUUUUGUAAACAGAGACGCCUUCCCUACACGUGUAUUUCAAAAUACAGUCUGCUAAUAUUCCCCAGACUGAAAAACUCCAGCGUGCCCUCCAUUGCAUGUCUUCAGAGAAGCAAAAAAGGAGGUCUUUUUGUUUUUAGCAAUGGAAGUUAUUUGAGAAUAAAUAUACAUGGCUUGAAGUUUGCUUGCACUUCUAAUGUGUUUGUAAUGAAAUUUCAGUUUUAGUGGUUCACUUUUACCAGUCAUUGUUCUGUACCAAUCAACGUACCGUAAUGUUGCAUGAUCAGGAUUUUGCUCCCCGGCUUCCCAUAUGGUCUAGUCGUUAGGAUUCCUUGUUCCCUAUCUGUCACUCACUCGACAUUGUGUCGAUGUAGUGACACUAGGGGUCACUCUUGGGAGCCCGAGACACCUCUGGUCUUUGAUAAAAGGCCAAUGAAAAUUGGCGAGUGGUAUUUGCAUGCCACUCCCCCAGACAUGCAACCACUCAUUCAGAUUUUCUCUUCAGAGCCGAAUGGUCACGCUCACUGAGCUAAACUCUACUGUUCAUUCACCUCUGCUGGAUCUGAUGGCGAAUUUCAGCGGCUUCUCCCUCCUCUGCACUGGUGCACUGCAGAGAACGCCCCUGGGCGCUUUGGCAGAAAAAAAAAGAGAGUAUAUUUUCUGAUAGAGCCUUUUCCUCUAAAAGAGUAUAUUUCUCUAAAAGAGCGGCACACAUGGAACGUCUUUUUAAAGAUACGUCUUUUUAAAGAUGUAUUACCGAUUGUGUGUUAUUCCUGGUCGCGGUCGUUAUCUCUCAACUUCGGAUGGUCAUGAUCGCUGUCUUUCGUGUCUGGGCGUGACACACAUGGAGGCAGCGUUUGUGGAUGGCUCAUGUUCUCAUUGCGAGAAUAUGACCAUGGCAACGUUGUGGUCACGGCUUGCUUUUGUAAGAAAGCCACUCCAACGGCUCCCCGCCUCGGUCCUUCUACCAAUGGUUUUGAGGCCAGCUUGGCUAGCACUGGAGGCGAUUUGGGGAACCCAAUGGGAUCGCCUCCGCUGGGUAUCCCCCCGCAGACCGCCCAUUCCCCAGCACACUCGUCUGCCCCAGUCGGGCUUCCGUAUGAGUCUGCCGGCUCGUCUCACGGCAAGUCUGGCCUCUUGUUCGGAGCUCGCGAAGAUGAUGAGCUCUUGAGCGCAGCAUCAGAGAGCGGGCUUGUCCAGUCGGAUGCAGAAGCCUCAGCUGGGCUCCCCCCCAGGGAUGACUGCCCAGUCACAGGCUGAUGCCGAAAUGACGGACAUGCUUUCCCAGGCGGCCGUGAGCGUCGGGUCAGAGUGGAACCCUCUGCUCACCCCUGAACCCUCGUGGCUUGAUGAUUGGUUCCUGGGCUCGCGGCGCCGCUCAAAGCAGCCACGCCCCGCUCCAGUGCCUUUCUUCCCAGAAGUGCAUGAGGAGCUGACGAAAUCAUGGGAGGCAACUUUUACUGCCCGGCCCCGAUUCCGAAGUUCCCCUGCCCUCACUACCCUCGAUGGCGGGGAAGCCAGGGGCUAUACGGCACUCGAGGUGCACCUAUGCCCGCAGAGUGCCACCACCUGGCGCGGACGCCCUAAGCUUCUGUCCAAGCCCUGUAGGUUCACGUCAUCCCUGACAGCUAAAACCUACAGUGCUGCUGUACAAGCCACCUCUGCCCUGCACACCAUGGCUCUCCUGCAGGUCCACCAAGCCAAGGCAUUGAAAGAACUGCACGAGGGUAGUUCUGACCCAGAUUUGAUGCAGGAACUGUGCUCGGAGACCGACCUCGCUCUCCGAGCGACGAAGGUCACGGCGCGGUCUCUCGGGCGGACAAUGGCCACAUUAGUGGUCCAAGAGUGCCACUUUUGGCUCAACCUGAUUGAGAUGUGUGAGGCUGACAAGACAUGGUUUCUUGCUGCCCCCAUUUCCCAGGCUGGCCUAUUCGGCGACACCGUCGAGGACUUUGCCCAGCAGUUCUCGGCGGUGAAGCAGCAGACGGAGGCUAUCCGGCACAUCCUGCCCCGGUGCGGCUUAAGAUCCCACACCCCGUCUGCUCAACGCCAAGGGCGUCCCCCUGCAGUGACUGCACCGGCUCCGCCGCAGCCCGCCCCUUCGGCCCGGCCCCGGCGUGGAGCCCACUGCAGGAAGCAGACGCCACCCGUCUCACAGUCGGCUGCUAAGAACCCAUGGAGGUCGUCAAAGCGCCCCUGAGACAGGCAACCCAGUGAUGAAGAAACCCACUCACCUGGAGCUGGUAAGAAGACCACUCCAUCCCCCGGUGGAGGGCCGGGUGGAAAAUCUUUUGUUGCCUUUUUGUUUGAUUUCACCGCAUGCUCAAGUGGCUGCGGUACACAGAAAUUCAGCAAAAGAGCGGUUUCCUUCCUCCCUGGGUCACAUACCCUGUGUGCAUGGUCGCCAUCACGACUACCGUCCACGGGUUUUUCCUUGCAGGAUUGGCGCUCCAGCGGUGGUCUUUCCGCCCCUGAGUGCCCAGCUGUGGCACACAGCCGCCCCUGAUGUGGCAGUCUCCAUGGGUUAUGAGGACAGGCCUCUUCCUCCCCCGUCCCAGGCUGUUCCGGGGGUGGUCACAAUUAGCCAGGUAAGUGCUUCGAUGUCCCUAGACUCAGCACGGCCAUGACAUGGUGUGGCACCUCGAGCUCUGCCCCGCCGCGAGGUCCCACCUGCCGGUAUGUCCGACGAAGUUGUCCCCUUGGUCCCCCUUGCGCGGAACUUGGAUGCAUGGCUUGCGCUUUCCAAUCUGUCGUGAUGGCUGAUCUGGACUGUCCGACUCGGCUAUGCAAUUCAGUUCACCAGGCGCCCACCCAGGUUCCACUUCACCUUGGUGAAGGACGCUGCUACCUUGCACACGGAGAUCGCUACCCUCCUAUGGAAGGCCGCAAUAGAACCUGUCCCUCCGGCCAAGAUGAAGAAGGGGUUUUACAGCCCCUACUUCAUCGUUCCGAAAAAAGGCGGUGGGUUGCAGCCAAUCUUGGAUCUGCGAGUACUGAACCAGGCCUUACACAGACUCCCAUUCAAGAUGCUGAUGCAAAAAUGCAUUCUGGCGAGCGUCCGGCAUCAAGAUUGCUUUGCGGCGGUAGACCUGAAGGACACGUUCUUCCACUUCUCGUUCCUUUCUCGACACAGACCCUUCCUGUGGUUUGCAUUCGAGGGUCAGGCGUAUCAGUAUAAAGUCCUCCCUUUCGGCCUGUCCCUGUCUCCUCUUGUCUUCAUGAAGGUCGCAGAGGCAGCCCUUGCCCCGUUAAGGGAGGUGGGCAUUCGCAUUCUCAACUAUCUCAACGACUGGCUAAUACUAGCUCACUCUCGGGACAUGUUGUGUUCACACAGGGACUUGGUGCUCUCACACCUCAGCCGACUAGGGCUUCGGGUCAACUGGGAAAAGAGCAAGCUCCUCCCGGUUCAAAGCAUCUCUUUUCUCGGAUUGGAGCUGGACUCAGUCUCUUUGACAGUGCGCCUUACGAACGAGCGUACCCAGUCGGUGCUGGCCUGUUUGAAGGCAUUCAAACAGAAAACAGCGGUUCCACUGAAACUUUUUCAGAGGCUUCUGGGGCUUAUGGCAUCCUCAGUGGUAGCCACCCCACUCGGAUUGAUGCAUAUGAGACUGCUUCAGCACUGGCUUCAGACUCGAGUCCCGAGAUGGGCAUGGUGCCACGGGACACAUCGUGUGCUCAUCACGCUGGUCUGUCACCAUCUUUUCAGCCCUUGGACCGACCUCUCAUUUCUAAGGGCAGGUGUUCCCCUAGAACUGGUCUCCAGGUACGCCGUGUCACGACGGACACCUCCAAAACAGGCUGGGGCGAAAUUUGCAAUGGGCACGCGACUGCAUUGGCAGAUCAACUGCCUCGAGUUGUUGGCAAUUCUGCUCACCCUGCAGAGGUUUUGGCCGUUGAUCCAGGGCAAGCACGUGUUAGUUAGGACAGACAACACAGCAAUGGUAGCAUAUGUCAACCGCCAAGGUGGUCUGCAUUCUCGUUGUAUGUCACAACUCACCCGCCGUCUCCUCCUCUGGAGACAGCAGCACAGUCGCUGCGAGCCACUCACAUCCCAGGCAACCUCAAUACUACAGCGGACACACUGUCAUGGCAGGUUACCCUCAGGGGAGAGUGGAGACUCCACCCUCAGGUGGUCCAGCUGAUUUGGAGUUGAUUCAGAUGGGCACAAGUGGACCUGUUCGCCUCCCAAGAAUCCUCCCACUGCCUGCUCUGGUAUGCCCUCACCAAGGCCCCCCUCGGCAUAGACACGCUGGCACACAGCUGGCCCUCUGGCCUGCGCAAAUAUGCAUUCCCCCAGUUAGCCUACUUGCACAGACCCUGUGCAAGGUCAGGGAAGACAAGGAGCAAGUCAUCCUGGUAGCACCCUACUGCCCCACCCAGACGUGGUUCUUGGACCUCAUGCUCCUCGUGACAGCCCCCUGGCAAAUUCCCCUGAGGAAGGACCUUCUUUCUCAGGGAUAGGGCACCAUCUGGCACCUGUGACCAGACCUCUGGAAUCUCGAUGUCUGGCCCCUAGACGGGACGUGGAAGACCUAAGCGGUCUACCACCUGCGGUGGUAGAUACGAUCACUCAGGCUAGGGCCCCCUCUACGAGGCACCUGUAUGCCUUUAAGUGGCAUCUGUUCGCUAAGUGGUGUUCUUCCCGAUGGGAAGACCCCCAGAGAUGCACAGUCAGAUCAGUGCUUUCCUUCCUGCAGGAGAGGUUGGAAGGGAGGCUGUCCCCCUCCACCUUGAAGGUGUACGUUGCCGCCAUAGCAGCACACCACGACGCAGUCAACGGAAAGUCCUUAGGGAAGCACGACCUGAUCAUCAGGUUCCUAAGAGGCACCAGGAGGCUGAAUCCCUCCAGACCACACCUCGUUCCCUCAUGGGACCUCUCUGUAGUUCUUCAGGGUCUACAGAGAACCCCCUUUGAGCCUUUGCAGUCAGCUGAACUUAAGGCACUCUCCUUGAAGACUGCCCUCCUGACCGUGCUCACUUCCAUCAAGAGGGUAGGAUACCUGCAAGUGUUCUCUGGCAGUGAAACAUGCCUGGAGUUCGGUCCGGGCCCCUGUCACAUGAUCCUGAGACCCCGACCAGGCUAUGUGCCCAAGGUUCCCACGACCCCUUUUAGGGACCAGGUGGUGAACCUGCAAGCGCUGCCCCAGGAGGAGGCAGACCCAGCCCUGUUGUUGCUGUGUCCGAUGCGCGCUUUACGCAUCAAUUUGGAUCACACGCAGAGCUUUAGGAUCUCUGAGCAGCGCUUUGUCUGCUUUGGUGCACAGUGGAAAGGAAGCGCUGUCUCCAAGCAGAGGAUCGCCCACUGGCCCCCUGUAGGGCUACUAGCCCAUUCUACCAGGGUUGUAGCGGCUUCCUGGGCUCUGGCCAGGGGUGCCUCUCUAACAGACAUUUGCAGAGCAGCAGGCUGGGCAACACCCAACACAUUUGCAAGGUUCUACAACCUCCGGGUGGAACCGGUUUCAUCCCAGGUAGUGGCACACAAUACAAGCGGAUAAGCUCGGGAUAGCCAGCCGGGAGUAUUGCUUGCACAUAGCGCCUUCCACCUCCUUUUGAGCUGAAGACAUGCGCCAUUAAUUCCCAGUAGUGUUCACAAGCUUUGUUCCCUGGUUGACUUCCUCCGAUCCCUGUGGCAGUCGAGUUUUCGGAGAGACUCGCUGCCGGCCCAGUACACGUGCUAACUAAGAGUCCUGUUUGGGGUAGGUGCUCCGCAUGUGGCGUUCCCUGUAAGGCUAACCCCAUGUGAUAUAUAUCUUCCGCUAAUUAGUUUCCCUGUUGGCAAACUGCAUCUUCCUUGGGCAGAGCCCCUCUGCCCCAUUCUCCGUGUUUGUAGUAACUCCUCCCCCAUUGGGUAGGAUCUACCUUGAAGACUCACCACAUGGUCGGAAAGACCAUGUGACGUAUUCUUCCACUUAAAUAUCCCCCUAUCUCUUUGGGCGAGGUUUUGUCUCUACGGUUUCUUCCCCUUGGGAGGGACACCCCCUGACUAGACCUGGCGGCCCAGUCGGAUAAUCCCCCUUCUUUUUUAGGGAGUGGAAAAAGAGGGGAAAAGAGGCCACAACUGGGUUCAGCCUGUCUCUAUCUUUUGGAUAGGCGACUUGUCCCCAAUGGGCCAUUCAACACUCAUAACUGUGUUGGGGGAGGUUACGUGUCGACCUGGUGUGCUGGCUAAGAGGCACACAGUAGUCUGCCCACCACACACCGCCAGUUCACGUAACACAGUUCAGCCAGUUGUGGCAUUUCGAUUAGGGAUCCCUAGUGUCACUUCAUCGACACAACAUCGAGUGAGUGACAGAUAGGGAAUGUUGUGGUUGCUUGCAUAACCUCCGUUCCCUGAUGGAGGGAACGAGACAUUGUGUCCCACCUGCCACAAUGCUGAACUACCCGCUGAAAUGGCUGGACCUUGUCUCGGCUCCUCAGCAUAAAACCUGAAUGAGUGGUUGCAUACCAGCUCCUUUUAUACCCGUAUGUCCGGGGGAGUGGCAUGCAAAUACCACUCGCCAAUUUUCAUUGGCCUUUUAUCAAAGACCAGAGGUGUCUCGGUCUCCCAAGAGUGACUCCUAGUGUCACUACAUCGACACAACAUCUCGUUCCCUCCAUCAGGGAACGGAGGUUACACAAGCAACUACAACGUUUUCACCCAGGCGAUCUGGUUUCCACUCCUGGUAUGGGAACGUCUAUUGUUUAUUGUCUUUUAGUUGCAAAAGUGUUGUCAUGUGUAAUGUGUUUUCUUUAGGAUAAUAAAGCCACAUUUACUUGAAAUAUGAGUAUGUUAAAGAAUGUACAGACUUCAUUUUAAAUACAUGUAAUACGAUUUUUGUAUUAUUAUUAUUACUUGUAUUGAGGCAGGGAGUUUGCAUUUGUUUCUAAGCGACAAGGAAUCUGGAAUAACAUUCUCAAGGUCCCUGUCAUAUGACUCUGAAGUCAUUGUAUUUUUUCUUCCUCUUAAUUGUAAUACUUGUACUGUGAUUCCUGAAAUGUAUUUUGUUUACGACUGUAAAUCACCCUGGAUAAGGGUGUCGGCUAAGAAAUAAAUAAUAAUAAUCAAAGGUGUUUCUGACGACAUCCAGUGGAUUAUAUUUUGCAUCUUUGGGUACUGUAGUUGUUGCUUACGCCAUUUUCUUCAAUGAUGACAAGUUCAUAGCUCAGUUGGUUAGAUUGAAAGAAACUUUCACCCGGCUAGCUCAGUUGGUAGCGCAUGAGAUUCUUAAUCUUAGGGUCGUGGGUUCAACCCUGCGUUGUAGUAGGUAUUUGAGAUUGACCAGGCACCGGACACCAGGAACGAAGAUUUCUUCAAAAAGCUUUAUUAAAAUGUGCUCAAAGGAAUCAGCAGAACAGUAAUCCCACUGAUCAAGUGCAUUGUAUUUUAUACAUACAUUUACGUCACAUCGAAUGUUCUAUAGGGUUUCAUCACAGAUCACAAGACAGGUUGUUAUUCAUUACUGACAGUUCACCUGCAGUUUAGUUUUAACCAGCUGAACACAAGACACUUUCCCCUAGUCAUGCUAGAUCAGCGGUUCUCAAAUUAUGGGGCGCACCUCUCAAGGGACGCUCAGGAAUAUGUCAAUGGAGGCGCGAGCUCUGUCCUUUUUUUUGGACAGUUUGGAUGAUUUAAAUAAAAUUAUUACAUAUUGAAAAAUCUAUUAAACUUAAAAAUAACUACAUUAAAAAUAACACAAAAAGAUUUUGUUUAAUGUGCUAAUGUUCCUUAGCAACUGUGACGUGAUUUUUUUCUGGCAAGUAGUAAACUGUUAUGAGCUGCGCGCUUAGAGAGAAACAGCUCAAGUGAGAAAUGGACAGUUUUGUGACAAAGGGAGAAAAACGUACAUCACAAAGCGAAGUGAGGACAGCCGUGGAAGUUCCAGCAAAAUGCAGAAGCCAAAAAUAUGAUGAAGCUUAUUUAAAAAAGGGCUUUACGUGGAGCAGGUCCAGCGAUGCACCGAGGCCUCAAUGUGUUGUAUGCAGCGAACUACUGGCAAACAAUAAUAUGCAGCCCUGCAAGCUACAACGGCAUCUUGAAACAAGGCACCAUUCCUUAGUGUCUAAAACUGUAGAGUUUCAGAGGAAGCUCAAUGGGUUAUCAGGACAAAAAAGUUGUCGAAGUCUACAGCACUGUUAACAUGGAGGCUACGGAGGCGUCUUACCGUGUGGCUUUACGCAUUGCCAAAGCUGGAAAGCUGCACAAGAUAGGUGAGAAACUACUACUUCCAGCUGCAAUGGAUAUGUGCUCAUGAUGAUAGGAGAGAAAGCAGCAUCACAGCUAGAUGUGAUCCCACUUUCAAACUACACAGUUUCACGCUGUAUUGAGGAGAUGGCCACUGAUGUAAAAGAGCAGCUCUAGAAAGUGUUUGUCAGAACCCAUAUUUUUCAUUUCAGAUAGAUGAGUCUACCGAUAUAUCCAAUGCUGCACAGCUACUAGAGUAUAUUCGUUUUGCUACAGCAAUAGAAUUAAAAGAGGAAUUUCUGUUUUGCCGACCACUUCCAACAGGAAAAACCGGUGAAGAGCUUUUUAAACUAUUGAAUGAUUUUGUCCAAGACACUGGCUUGAUUGGGGAUGUUGUUUUGGAAUUUGCAGUGAUGGAGCACAGUCUAUGACAGGACGGCAUAGGGGGCUUGUGACAAGGGUACAAGAAGUGGCCCCCACAGCAACCUGGAAUCAUUGUAUGAUCCACAGACAGGCAUUGGCUGCUAAGAAGAUGCCAGAGGAGCUUAGUAAUGUACUUUCUGUUGCAGUGAAAAUUGUAAACUUUAUAAAGUCACACCCGGUUAAUUCAAGGAUUUUUGCCAUUCUAUGCGAAGAGAUGGGAGCAAACUUCACAAAGUUGUUGUUACAUGCAGAAGUCCAUUGGCUGUCCAGAGGAAAGGUGAUUGGAUAGAAGCAUUCAUUAACAAACUUAAACUGUGGUCUUCAUGUAUGCAGGAGGGAUCUGUUUGUAUAUUUUCAACACUGGAGGAUGUUGUGGAACAGUGUGCUGAUCUGUCAGUUGACAGUAUCAAGGACAUAAUUGUUGAGCACUUAGGGGGCCUGCAGGAGCAGUUUCGUGAAAACUUUCCUGAAGUGGGAAAAGACAAAUGUAACUAGUGGAUCAGGAACCCAUUCACCUUUAAGCCGAAACCCACAGAUGUGCUGUCUUCAAAAGAAGAGGAAAGCCUUAUCGACCUGUCAAGCGACAAUGAACUUCAGCAGAGUCUUUUGGUUAUCAGUGGGAUCUGAGUUUCUUGAGUUGACAGACCGGGCCCUGUAAUCCCUCAUUCCAUUUUCAUCCACCUACCUAUGCGAGUCCAGAUUCUCAGCAUUAACUGCAAUCAAAACAACAUCGCUCCUGCUCUAAUGCUUUGUACAGUGAGGAAACAAACACACUCCUCCCACUGAUAAGUGCUGCACUGUAAACCAGAGUACAGAAUAACUUGGGAAACGGACUAAUGAGAAACGUCUUUGUGGCACAAAUUUGACAAACACCAGUGUCUGUACAGCUCAAAAUCACAGCAAUGUGAAUACAUUUAUAUAUAUAUAUAUAUUCUUUGUUUUUUAUAUAUGUUAUAUGUUUUUUGAUAUAUUUUAUAUGUUCUUUGAUAUUUGUUAUAUGUUUUUGAUAUAUGGUAUAUGUUUUUUGAUAUUUGGUUUAUUUAUUUUUUUAUAUAUGGUAUAUGUUUUUUUUAUAUAUGUUUUUUGAUAUAUGGUAUAUGUUUUUGAUAUAUUUUAUAUGUUUUUGGAUAUGUUAUAUGUUUUUUGAUAUAUGUUAUGUUUUUUUAUAUGUUAUAUGUUUUUGAUAUAUGGUAUAAGUAUUUUGAUAUAGGUUAUAUGGUUUUGAUAUGUGUUAUAUGUUUUUUGAUAUACACUAUAUCGAUUUUGCUACAUUAUAUAUUUAGUUUGCCAUUUUUUAAUUGAAUGGCCCACCAUACGCGCAGGAGUUGCAACACUGACACAAGAUCUUAAAAAAAAAAAAAAAAUUGGAUAAUCCAAAUUGGAAGAAAAUGGGGGUAAAAAAAAUAAAUAAUUGACCAUUCCAAAAAGAUUAACAAAAAAAAAGUGAAAGUGUCUGCCAGCUUUUACUCAAAAAUGCCCAAAAUAUCUUAUAGACCUUACAAAUCACAUUCACACAGUAUAUCGGUCAAAUCAAGAGAAAUGCAGGAGACACAGCAAUGCAGUUAAUCAAAAGGUCUAUGUGUGAAAUUAAAAGCAGUGUGGCUGACAACAGCAGACUUACAACUUUAGAGUUAAAAAGAAUCCAUCAGCAAAUCAGAUAUUUCAUUCCAGUUUACUGCAUUCACAGUGACACGGAUUCUUUCUCACAAGACUGUUCUCUGCUCAUGUAAGCAAUAUUUUGGGGCUUUUCAUGCUAAAAAGCAAGGCCUUAUGUAUUGGUUUGCUGGCAUAUCUAUUGCUUUACUGGCAUAUCUGUGGGUUUACUGUGGCAUGUGUAUUUGUUCAGUGGCAUAUCUAUUGGCUUACUGUGGCAUAUCUAUUGGUUCAGUGGCAUACAGUAUGCCACAUUAAACCAAUACAAAUGCCUGCAAACCAGUUUGAAUGACCAUUGUAUGAAUGUUUUUUUCCUGAACAAUGCCUCAUAUAAAAUGAUUAAUUUAAUCAAUUAAUAGAAAUAUUUGAAUAUUGUAUUCGGUUAGCAAAUAUUUCAAAAAUUAUGGAAUAACUUUAACUAGUUAUAAAUGCUGCCAAAGCCAUUCCUAAAAGCUGCAAAGGUAACACUAACCCAACAGCAUGCCUAUUAUUUUGUUUUUAAUUUUUCCUAUGUAAGCAACUGCAAGUAUGUAUAUAUGAUAUUUGUAUAAUAAAAUAAGGGUGUUCAGUGUCAGUUCAGUCCAGUUUGUUUCCUCAGGUGGUUAGGAUAUAUUGGUUAUACCUCACUGGCUUGAUUUACAGUCAUGUAUCGUUAAGUAACGUGAAUUUGUUACUUUGUUGCGUUUUCAUUUUCCUGGGAACACCUACCUUCCCCUGAAUGCUAUGCAAAGCAAGGAAAGUUGGAGAGGGCAUCAUAUUUAAGUCUGUCACGGUAAGGCCAUGAUUCUUGUGCCUUUUAGUGUGAAAGUCCCCAAAAUAUUACUUACAUAAGCAUAGAACUGUGAAUUAAAUAAAUUGGAAUGAAAUAUCUGAUUUGCUGAUGGAUUCUUUUUAAUACAAUACAGCUCCAGACCUGUACGCAUGGAUAAUAUGCAUAUUAAACAGCUCCAGACCUGUAUGCAUUGAUAAAAUGAAUAUUAAACAGCUCCAGACAUGUAUUCAUGGAUAAUAUGCAUAUUAAACAGCUCCAGACCUGUACACAUGGAUAGGGAGGGCAUUUUUUAUUUGGCUGAAGCGAAAUGUCUUGAGUAAAUUCAAACCACACAUGGAAACUCAGCCAUUGUAAUAGAAUUGCAGUACUCUGUCAGUCCAAGAGUACUGGAGUAUAUUUCCUCUAGUUCCCUAUCUGUCACUCACUUGACGUUGUGUCGAUGUAUUGACACUAGGGGUCACUCUUGGGAGCCCGAAACACCUCUGGUCUUUGAAAAAAGGCCAUUGAAAAUUGGCGAAAAAAGGAUAAAGGAUAAAAGGAUAAAAGGAUUUUCUCUUUGGAGCCGAACAGUCCAUGCUUACUGAGCUGAAUUCCCAUGGCUGUUCAUUCACCUCUGCUGGAUCUGACGGCGCAUUUCAGCGGCUUCUCCCCCUCUGCACUGGUGCACUGUAGAGAACGCCCCUGGGCGCUUCAGCAGAAAUAAAAGAGUAUAUUCUAAAAAAGAGUAUAUUUCUCUAAAAGAGCAGCCACACAGCACAUCUUUUUAAAGACGCGUCUUUGUAAAGAUGCCUUUCCAUUUGUGUGUUAUUCCUGGUUGCGGUUGUUGAGGCAGCCCCUGCCCCAUUAAGGGAAGUGGGCAUUCGCAUCCUCAACUAUCUUGAUGAUUGGCUAAUCCUAGCUCACUCUCGGGAUGUGUUGUGUGCACACAGGGACCUGGUGCUCUCGUACCUCAGCCGGCUAGGGCUUCGGGUCAACUGGGGAAAGAGCAAGCUCCUCCUGGUUAAGAGCAUCUCUUUUCUCAGCUUGGAGUUAGACUCAGUCUCGAAGACGGCGCGCCUCACGAACGAGUGCGCACAGUCUGUGCUGACCUUUUUGAAGGUGUUCAAACUUUUUCAGAGGCUCCUGGGGCAUAUGGCAUUCAGACCGCUUCAGCACUAGCUCCAGACUCGAGUCCCGAGAUGGGCAUGGCACCGCGGGACACAUCGCGUGGCCAUCACGCCGGUCUGUCACCGCCUCUUCAGCCCUUGGACCGACCUCACAAGCGUUUCCCUAGAGCAGGUCUCCAGGCGCAUUGUGGUUACGACAGACACCUCCAAAACAGGCUGGGGCGCUGUAUGCAAUGGGCACGUAGCCGCCGGCUCCUGGACGGGCCCGCGGCUACGUUGGCACAUCAACUGCCUCGAGUUGUUGGCAAUUCUGCUUGCCCUGUGGAGGUUUCUGCCAUUGAUCCAGAGCAUGUGUUAGUUCGGAUAGACAACACGGCAAUGGUGGCAUACAUCAACUGUCAAGGAGGUUUAUGCUCCCGUUGAAUGUCACAACUCGCCCGCCGUCUCCUCCUCUGGAGUCAGUAGCACCUCAAGUCGCUGCGAGCCACUCAUAUCCCGGGAAACCUCAACACUGCAGCAGAUGUUCUGUCACGACAGGUUACCCUCAGGGAAGAGUAGAGACUCCACCCUCAGGUGGUCCAGCUGAUUUGGAGUCGAUUCAGGCAGGCACAGGUAGAUCUGUUCGCUUCCCAAGAAUCCUCCCACUGCCCGCUCUGGUACACCCUGACCGAGGCACCUCUCGGUAUAGACGUGCUGGCACACAGCUGGCCCCCUGGACUAUGCAAAUAUGCGUUUUCCCCAGUAAGCCUACUUGCACAAACCCUGUGCAAGGUCAGGGAGGAUGAGGAGCAGGUCAUCCUGGUAGCACCCUAUUGGCCCACCCAGAAAUGGUUCUCAGACCUCACGGUCCUCGCGACAAAGGCGAAUUCCCCUGAGGAAGGACCUUCUUUCUCAGGGACGGGGCACCAUCUGGCACCCGCGACCAGACCUCUGGAAUCUCCAUGUGUGGCCCCUGAAUGGGAUGUGGAAGACUUGAGUGGCCUAUCAUCUGUGGUGUUAGACACAAUCACUCAGGCUAGGGCCCCCUCUAUGAGGCGCUUGUAUGCCUUGAAGUGGCAUCUGUUCUCUAAGUGGUGUUCAUCCUGACGCGAAGACCCCCAGAGAUGCGCAGUCGGAUCGGUGCUUUCCUUCCUGCAGGAGAGGAUGGAAGGGCGGCUGUCCCCCUCCACCUUGAAGGUGUAUGUAGCCGCCAUAGCGGCACACCGCGACACAGUGGACAGUAAGUCCUUAGGAAAGCAUGACCUGAUCAUCAGGUUCCUGAGAGGCACCAGGAGGUUGAAUCCCUUCAGACCGCACCUCAUUCCCUCAUGGGACCUCUCUGUAGUUCUUCAGGGUCUACGGAGAGCCCCCUUUGAGCCCCUGCUGUAAGCUGAGCUUAAGGCACUCUCUUUAAAGACUGCCCUCCUGACUGCGCACACUGCCAUCAAGAGGGUAGGAGACUGCAAGCAUUCUCUGUCAGCGAAACUUGCCUGGAGUUCGGUCUGAGCUACUCUCAUGUGAUCCUGAGACCCCGACCUGGCUAUGUGCCCAUGACCCAUUUUAGGGACCAGGUGGUGAACCUGCAAAUGCUGCCCCAGGAGGAGGCAGACCCAGCCCUGAUGUUGCUGUGUCCAGUGCGCAUUUUACGCAUCUAUUUGGAUCGCACACAGAGCUUUAGAAUCUCUGAGCAGCUCUUUGUCUGCUUUGGUGGACAGCGGAAAGGAAGCGCUGUCUCCAAGCAGAGGAUCGCCCACUGGCUCAUUGACACCAUAACAAUGGCAUAUCACGCCCAGGAUGAGCUGCCCCCGGCAGGGCUACAAGCCCAUUCUACCAGGAGUGUUGUGGCCUCCUGGGCCUUGACCAGUGGCACCUCUCUAACAGACAUUUGCAGAGCAGCGUGCUGGGCAACACCCAACACCUGUGCAAGGUUCUACAACCUCCAGGUGGAACUGGUUUCAUCCCAGGUAGUGGCACGCAACACAAGCGGAUAAGCCCGGGAUAGCUGGCCGGGUGUAUCGCUUGCACAUAGCACUUUCCACCUCCCUUUGAGCUGAAGACGUGCGCCAUUAAUUCCCAGUAGUGUUCACAAACUGUGUUCCCUGGAUGAUUUCCUCCAAGUCCUGUGGCAGACGAGUUUUCGGAGAGACUCGCUGCCGGCCUAGUAUACGUGCUAACUAAGAGCCCUGUUCUGGGUUAGGUGCUCCGCAUGUGGCGGUUCCCCGUAUGUUAACCCCAUGCGAUGUAUAUCUUCCGCUAAUUCAUUUCCCUGUUGGCAAACUGCGUCUUCCUUGGACAGAGCUCCCUCUGCCACAGUCUCCAUGUUGGUAGUAACUCCUCCCCUGUUGGGUAGGAUCUACCAUGAGACUCUCCACAUGGUCGGUAAGACCAUGUGAUGUAUUUUUCCACUUAAAUAUCCCCCUCUCUUUGGGCGAGGUUUGGUCUUCGUGGUGUCCUCCCCUUGGGAGGGACACCCCCUGACUAGACCUGACGGCAAAGUUGAAUAAUCCCCCUUCUUUUUUAGGGAGUGGAAAAAAAGAAGUGGAAAAGAGGCCACAACUGGGUUACACUGUCUCUAUCUUUUGGGUAGUUGACUUGUCCCCAAGGGCUGUUCGACAAUCAUAACUAUGUUGGGGGAGGUUACAUGUCAGCCUGGUGCGCUGGCUAUGAGGCACACAGUCGUCUGCCCGUCACACACUGCCAGUUCACAUAACACAGUUCAGCCAGUUGCGGCGUUUUGGAUAGGGACCCAUAGUGUCACUACAUCAACACAACGUCGAAUGAGUGACAGAUAGGGAACAUCCUGGUUAC
Molecule: messenger RNA, 15066 nt
Organism: Myxocyprinus asiaticus (Chinese sucker)
Lineage: Eukaryota; Metazoa; Chordata; Actinopteri; Cypriniformes; Catostomidae
Exons: 2
Coding region: 3077-4306 (409 amino acids)
Source: RefSeq, a predicted model, not a curated record